Adineta ricciae is the source of this 1137-nucleotide messenger RNA. The record is from the annotation of a GenBank genome assembly. NCBI's taxonomy places the organism in Eukaryota, Metazoa, Rotifera, Eurotatoria, Adinetida, Adinetidae.
AUGCAUGCUAAUUUCGUCUUAUCUCUGUUUCCAUCGUCGACUAAAACACAACGAACAUGUUCGCAAUCGUGUGGUGCCACUUUACGUCGAUUUUUCCGUCGAUUUUGCUUUUGCCUUGUCCUGUGUGUAUGGUCAUUUUCAUUUACCUCCACGAUUCCCCUAUUGUACACAAUCGAUUCCAACGAAAAAGCACCUAAGCCUGUCUAUUGUCCGGGUACCACGCAGAUCAGUUAUCUCGAAGAAUGGUUUGAUCGGAAUCGUUUCACUCAAACCGUAGUGUUCUAUUUAAUACCUCUGUUAAUCAGUUCAUUUCUAACCAUGGUUGCCAUUUUAAAGAUUUUUUACGACUGUUUUCAGUAUAUUUUUUUACGAAUCAAAAUGUCGAGAUGUUCGCCCUGUCGACGGAGAUAUGCGUCCUAUCAAGAACAGUCGGACUCUACAUCUUACUCUGCAACGCUAUUGCAAACAUUAGGUCUUGCCGAUGGAAGUGAUAUACAAAAUAAUGUUAAUCGAACAGCAGCCGAUGACACCACGACAUCACCAUUAAGAAAUUCGUCCGUUCAAGCCUGUGGACGAUGGAUUUCAACAACGUUUCUUCGUUUACUACUGGUGUUAUCGUGCUGUUUACUUGCGUGUAUUUAUCCUAUUGCCAUGCGUUUUUAUCUCAUUUAUUUUUCUGUACUUGUACCCUUGGUAUUCGCUGUGCUUAAUUAUUCUUUCGGACAAUUAACACCCAAUCAAGAACAGCAACAACAACAAGAGCAGCGGCAGCAACGGGAUCGCCAGGCACAAGCACAACCAUCGAUAGCUGUUGAAAACCAGCAUGCAGAUGUAACAAAUUCAGUACCAAGAUCGUCGAUAGCGACGUAUAGUUCAUUGAAUCUGAAUGUUAGUAAAUCACCAGCAACAGUCACACCUGUUAUAACGGAUCGAGAUGAACAAUUUGAAUUACGUUCAUCACUGAUAGGAAAUUUCUCGACUGAAAACGAAGAAACCUCGACAUACCGAUCGGGUUCAUCCACACCAAUAUCUGCUCAGAACAAUCGAUUGACACCAUCAGGACAAAACAAACGCAAAUACUUCGCAAAUCAUCUGUAUGAGAACACCCGAAGUCUUUUGGCGAAAUCGAAUGUUUGA